Phycomyces blakesleeanus NRRL 1555(-) is the source of this 1165-nucleotide messenger RNA. RefSeq lists its product as hypothetical. The coding region runs from base 1 to 1122 and encodes 373 amino acids. The record is from RefSeq and is a predicted model, not a curated record. The transcript has 3 exons. Lineage: Eukaryota; Fungi; Mucoromycota; Mucoromycetes; Mucorales; Phycomycetaceae.
AUGGUCAUUCCUUUGUAUUACAUUCGAUUCUUCAAGCCACCGCCUGAUGUCGUGGAAUGCAAUCAGCCUUUUUCAGUAGUGUGGACAAUAGAAACCGAUCUUGGAGAUGAAAGCUACUGGCAAUCGAUUCCUGUAACAUGCAACAUUGCUAGUUGCCAAGAUCCUUCUGUACGAUUGCGUGUAUUUUCUGACAAGACCAAGACCAAAAAAGAAGUACUUCAGCCAUGGACGAAAGAGAUUAAACUUGACUACAAUCCUAUGCGAGGUGGUGUGGUCUGCACUCGUUUGAUGAUCGAAUCAACCUCUGCCAACUCUUCACUCCAGAUCGUUUUUAAGCUUGGUGGAAAAACUAGACGCCACCCAGUGUGGACCUACUGUGGUUUGUUCGAAAAUAAUGACUGCUUGUGGAUACUACCAGCUUGGACUUGUCCUAUAAAACUGAUGAACCCUACUAAGAAAUCUCAGCGUGUACAAAUAAGUCUUCCUGAACCUGUCAGUAGUCAACAAGCAGAGCGUAUCCUGACUGUACCUGGAGGUACUGUAAGAAUUUGUGAAGAUGCAUUUCAGAGUAUUGCGCGUCACGUAUGGGAUUGUGGAUUGGGUAUGUGCAGUUAUAUUUUUCAACAGACACAAAAGGGUAUUCUGGAUUUCAAUAACAAGAAUCUGAUUGAACUAGGCAGUGGAACUGCUUUGGUUGGAAUAUAUGCCGCUCAAUGUUCAACACCUUCUUGUGUCUAUCUCACUGAUUUACCAGAGGCAAUAGAAAUAAUGGAACAAAAUGUAGCCUUGAUGCCACCGCAAAACAAUGUAGAAAUGGUUGUAAAAUCACUGGAAUGGGGUCCUAUACCAGAAAAAACUUCCUGGUUAGAGAUGCCUGUAGAUAUUGUGCUAUUGACAGAUGUACUAUAUAAUCAAGGAUCACACGAUGUCCUACUAGACACCCUAGACUGGCUGGUACAGAAACAAACCAAGAUUUUGCUGGCUUACAAGGAGCGUAAUCCAGACGAGCGUGUCUUUUUUGAAAAACUCAAGCAGCGAGAUUACCAGAUAAUUCAAGUUGAAGAAGAGGAUUUGGUGUGUGAAAUCUAUUGGAUCCAAAAGAAUUCAUAUAAUGAUCUUUGAAAUAUAUAUAUAUAUACUUAUACUUGUAUAUAACUUCGCAUCU